AAUCUUUCGCCGUCAGGUUACAUUUAUCGCCGCCGCUGAGACCGCCGCUUAAGGCCCGUCUCCUCCAUCCAUAACCAAAACCACCCUCAUCGCCUGUUCCUCGGCGGGAAAAUCCUGUAGAGUUUGAGCCAAUGUUGUCGGCGUGAACCUCAAAAGUUGUGGGUGUUUUCCCGCCGAUAAAGCUGCUGGCAAGAUGGGUUGGGGUUGGGUAGGAUGGUGUGUAGGGCAAGUAGCAGAUGGGGAGAACUAAGGAGCAGGCAUCGUUAACUCGGUUUCCACCCUGUCCUAGGAAUCCUGAUAAAUUCAAAGAUAUAAACAAAACACUCCAGGAAAAGGGAUAUGGUAAGGCUCUGAAAAGAAAACCUUGGAAGGGUGUGACAUGCCCUGUCUGUCUUGAGGUUCCUCACAACUCGGUCGUCCUCCUUUGCUCAUCUUACCACAAAGGAUGCCGUCCUUACAUGUGUGCCACGGGAAACCGUUUCUCAAAUUGUCUAGAGCAGUACAAAAAGGCCUAUGCAAAGGAUGAGAAAAGUGACAAACCGCCAGAGCUAUUGUGCCCGCUUUGUAGGGGUCAGGUGAAAGGUUGGACUGUUGUGGAAAAGGAACGGAAGUAUCUGAAUUCUAAGAAAAGGUCAUGCAUGAAAGAUAAGUGUUUGUUUUAUGGAAGCUAUAGACAGCUCAAGAAGCAUGUUAAGGAGGUUCAUCCGAGAGUCAAACCAAGAGCCAUAGACCCUGUGCUGGAGGCGAAAUGGAAGAAGCUCGAGGUUGAGAGGGAGAGGAGUGAUGUAAUCAGCACAGUCAUGGCGUCAACACCUGGGGCUAUGGUAUUUGGAGACUAUGUGAUUGAGCCAUACAAUAAUGCUUAUGGUCAUCAUGAUGACAGUUAUGAAGAUGACAGUGAGUCGGAUGAUGAAAUGGAAGGUGGGUUAUUCGAGCUUGGAUCAUUCGACAUAGGCCGUCUUCAACCGCGGUCGGCUGCCGUCUCAAGCCGGGGAAUUCGCAGUAUGAUCAUAAGGAACCGGUGGGUUCGAAGCAGAGGUGUGAGCAGAAGGCGGCAAACACAAGAUUGAUGAUUGAUGAUUGGAAGCUUGGAAAGCGGAUGAUUCUACACCGUCUGACCAAGUUAACCUCCGAGCUCUAUAUGGUGGCGGAGGGGAAGGCGAGUGGGAACAAAACAAAGGAUUGUUGAUUAAAGUUUUUAGUUAGCAGUUUAGGGUUUCAGGUUCGGAAGAUUUGAGUUGGGUGUUCCCUCGUCCUUUGAUUUAAAGAGUUCCAACGUUUCAUAUGCUUUGGAUACUUUUAUUUCAUUUGAAAAUAUUUCCAUUGGCUUCUUUCUUA
This is a messenger RNA of Arabidopsis lyrata subsp. lyrata, 1338 nucleotides long. RefSeq lists its product as uncharacterized. Bases 237 to 1070 code for a protein of 277 amino acids. Lineage: Eukaryota; Viridiplantae; Streptophyta; Magnoliopsida; Brassicales; Brassicaceae. The record is from RefSeq and is a predicted model, not a curated record. The transcript is spliced from 3 exons.